Procambarus clarkii (red swamp crayfish) is the source of this 1200-nucleotide messenger RNA. NCBI's taxonomy places the organism in Eukaryota, Metazoa, Arthropoda, Malacostraca, Decapoda, Cambaridae. The record is from RefSeq and is a predicted model, not a curated record.
AUGCAGGACGCCUCCACGCUGCCUGCAGGAGCCACACACACUCAGGACGCCUCCACGCCGCCUGCAGGAGCCACACACUCAGGACGCCUCUACGCCGCCUGCAGCCACACAUUCAGGACGCCUCCACGCCGCCUGCAGGAGCCCCACACUCAGGACGCCUCCACGCCGCCUGCAGGAGCCACACACUCAGGACGCCUCCACGCCGCCUGCAGGAGCCCCACACUCAGGACACCUCCACGCCGCCUGCAGGAGCCCCACACACUCAGGACGCCUCCACGCCGCCUGCAGGAGCCACACACUCAGGACGCCGCCACGCCGCCUGCAGGAGCCACACACUCAGGACGCCUCCACGCCGCCUGCAGGAGCCCCACACACUCAGGACGCCUCCACGCUGCCUGCAGGAGCCCCACACACUCAGGACACCUCCACGCCGCCUGCAGGAGCCACACACUCAGGACGCCUCCACGCCGCCUGCAGGAGCCCCACACACUCAGGACACCUCCACGCUGCCUGCAGGAGCCACACACACUCAGGACACCUCCACGCCGCCUGCAGGAGCCACACACUCAGGACGCCUCCACGCCGCCUGCAGGAGCCCCACACACUCAGGACACCUCCACGCUGCCUGCAGGAGCCACACACACUCAGGACACCUCCACGCCGCCUGCAGGAGCCACACACUCAGGACACCUCCACGCCGCCUGCAGGAGCCCCACACACUCAGGACACCUCCACGCUGCCUGCAGGAGCCACCCACACUCAGGACACCUCCACGCCGCCUGCAGGAGCCACACACUCAGGACGCCUCCACGCCGCCUGCAGGAGCCACACACUCAGGACGCCUCCACGCCGCCUGCAGGAGCCCCACACACUCAGGACACCUCCACGCCGCCUGCAGGAGCCCCACACACUCAGGACACCUCCACGCUGCCUGCAGGAGCCCCACACACUCAGGACACCUCCACGCUGCCUGCAGGAGCCACACACACUCAGGACACCUCCACGCCGCCUGCAGGAGCCCCACACACUCAGGACACCUCCACGCUGCCUGCAGGAGCCACACACACUCAGGACACCUCCACGCCGCCUGUAGGAGCCACACACUCAGGACGCCUCCACGCCGCCUGUAGGAGUCAUACACACUCAGGACGCCAUUCCAGACAAAGUGACACCUUAACAGUAACCUUCCAGACAAAGUGA